Daphnia pulex (common water flea) is the source of this 1065-nucleotide messenger RNA. RefSeq lists its product as uncharacterized. Lineage: Eukaryota; Metazoa; Arthropoda; Branchiopoda; Diplostraca; Daphniidae. Bases 481 to 837 code for a protein of 118 amino acids. The transcript is spliced from 3 exons. The record is from RefSeq and is a predicted model, not a curated record.
AAUUAUCUAUAGUUUUCUAUAAGCGCCAAUUUCAAACGCGAUAAGCAAAAACGCUAUAUUAAGCAAAUCUAAUCAUGUAUGUAAGAUUCGAUUUCAGUUGUACUUAUACAAUCUCCUUUGUCUUCGGAACAACACUAGCUGGCAAUCUGUUGGGAACAGAAAUAACAAACAAAGGCAUUUUGGAUAUAACCUCAAUUUUUCUGGGAAGCCAGCAUGCACCCUAAAAGUAGCAUUUUUCCUUUCACUUCCUACAAAGAACAAGUGCACCGAGAGUCGUUGGCCAGUCGUCUGUUCCAAGGUCUUUGACCUACAUCCCUACAAAAGCCCUAGCUAUAUGUUAACACCCCCUACACUUGAUCUUCUUCAUUCGACUCGAGUCUACGCACAAGAAUUAACGCGUUUGAUUUUUCGCUCUCCUCUGCCAUCUUAUACCGAGAAUUCACUCACGCAAACUGGACGAUAUAAGGCGAGUACCGAAAAAUGCUGGACAUCAGGCAGAACGAACAACUUCGGAAGCAGGGCGAGGAUUUGAUCUCCGAGUUCGAUCGGACGUUUUUCUCAAAGGAUGAGAAACCGUUUGACGCCGGCGGCUCGGCCAUCGUCGCCGAUGCAGAUCAAAACAAGAUCGUCGUCCAGGAGGUAUUUGUUCAAGACGGCAAACACUGGAUCAAACUGGAAUUGCUCCUAUCCAUCUUCUGCAUGUUGCCCGGGCCGAGUUCCAGCAUCGCCACCGUCAUCCUGGAAGCCGGAACCGAAUUUCCAGUCGACCUGAUUCGACGAGCUUUCGUCAUCAGCAUGACCGAGUGCGUCUACGUUUGGCUCAAUCAAAAUGAUUAGGCCAAGGGUAUCGCGGCAACUCAUUUUGUGGUUUAAUUUUUUAAAUUUUUUUAAAAUUUCCACAAAUUGAAUCAAUGCAAAUUGUAUCGCCCUGUUUUUUAACUGUUUCGACGAUUAAACAGCCGUGCUGAUUUUAUAUGAAACUCAUUCGUCCAAAAUAUAUAAUCGAUUGUACCUGAAUAUUCAUGACAUGCACCUGUACGUCUGAAUAAACAUAAUUAGUAUGUA